Molecule: messenger RNA, 3759 nt
Organism: Erythranthe guttata (spotted monkey flower)
Lineage: Eukaryota; Viridiplantae; Streptophyta; Magnoliopsida; Lamiales; Phrymaceae
Gene: GTA2
Product: global transcription factor group A2
Biological process (GO): regulation of transcription by RNA polymerase II; transcription elongation-coupled chromatin remodeling; translation
Cellular component (GO): ribosome; DSIF complex
Molecular function (GO): mRNA binding; structural constituent of ribosome
Source: RefSeq, a predicted model, not a curated record
GUCUCUUCUCCCCUUGGCUAAUUUUGUUCUUUCAGUUAGGGCUUUUUCUCUCUCGCUCACAGACACACUGUCUUACACUCUGUGGAAGUUACAGUACGUCUCUCAACACACUACUGGAGCCUAAUUUGCAGAAUCUUCGAUUCGGUCGGGAGGAAACCUAAUUUUGAAUCGCGAUGCCGCGGCGGAGGGACGAAUACGAGGACGACGAGCUGGAGCAGGACGAAGAGGAGGAGUACGACGCCGUUGAUGAAGAGGAUGAGGAGGCGGAUGACUACGACGACGGCGGGAAGACGAAACGCAAGAGGGGUAGAUCGGAAUUUAUAGAUGAUUAUGCGGAGGAGGAGGACGAGGAGGAAGACGACGACGAUGACGAGGAUUACGGUGGAGGUGGAGCUGGUAGCCGUGGUGGUGGAGCCAAGCGGCACAGGAAGGCUGCUUCGGGGUUUUUCGAUGAGGAGGCGCAGGUGGAUACCGAUGACGAAGAGGAGGACGAGGAUGGGGAUGACGAUUUUAUUGAUCCUGGGGCUGAUAUACCUGACGAGGAUGAUAGAAGAAUUCAUCGUCGUCCGUUGCUUUCUCGUGAGGAUGAGCAAGAGGAUGUUGAGGAGAUUGAGAGAAGAAUUCAGGAGAGGUACGCUAAGAGCCUUAAUGUUGAGUAUGAUGAGGAGGCAACGGAUGUUGAACAGCAAGCUCUACUGCCUUCGAUUAGGGAUCCUAAAUUAUGGAUGGUGAAAUGUGCGAUUGGCCGUGAAAGGGAGGUAGCAGUUUGUCUUCUGCAGAAGUGUAUUGAUAAGGGACCUGAGUUACAAAUUAGAUCUGUCGUAGCACUUGAUCAUCUCAAAAACUAUAUAUACAUAGAAGCAGAUAAAGAGGCCCAUGUGAGGGAGGCUAUUAAGGGUUUGCGCAAUAUAUAUCCAAGCAAAAUAAUGCUUGUCCCAAUCAAGGAGAUGACUGAUGUUCUCUCAGUUGAAAGCAAGGCAAUCGAUAUUUCCAGGGAUACCUGGGUUCGAAUGAAAAUUGGUACAUAUAAAGGGGAUCUUGCAAAGGUUGUAGAUGUUGACAAUGUUCGGCUGAGGGCAACAGUGAAAUUAAUCCCGAGGAUUGACUUGCAGGCCCUUGCUAACAAAUUGGAAGGGAGGGAAGUUCCAAAGAAGAAGGCAUAUGUUCCACCUGCACGAUUUAUGAAUAUAGAUGAAGCUAGGGAGCUAAAUAUUCGAGUAGAGCGUAGACGAGAUCCAAGUUCUGGUGAUUACUUCGAAAAAAUUGAGGGGAUGAUGUUCAAGGAUGGUUUCUUAUAUAAAAACGUGUCACUGAAAUCGCUCAGAACUCUGAAUGUGCAACCAACUUUUGAUGAACUCGAGAAAUUUAGGAAAACUGGUGAAAAUGGCGAUGGGGACACAUCAAAUUUGUCAACGCUCUUCGCAAACAGAAAGAAAGGUCAUUUCAUGAAAGGUGAUCGGGUUAUAGUUGUGAAGGGGGAUCUUAGAAACUUGAAAGGGUUGGUGGAAAAAGUUGAGGAAGAUACUGUGCAUAUUAAGCCAAAUGAAAAAGGCCUUCCUAAAACUCUUGCUAUCAAUGACAAAGAGCUUUGCAAGUACUUUGAACCUGGGAAUCAUGUAAAGGUUGUAUCUGGCGCUACAGAAGGUGCAACUGGUAUGGUGGUUUCAGUUGAAGUUCACGUGGUGAACUUAGUUUCAGAUACAACCAAGGAGCUUAUCCGUGUCUUUGCGGACAAUGUUGUGGAAAGCUCUGAAGUGACGUCAGGUGUUACUAGGAUUGGUGAUUAUGAACUUCAUGACCUUGUGUUACUCGAUGACAAUAGUUUUGGUGUGAUUAUACGUGUCGAGAGUGAAGCUUUCCAGGUCCUUAAGGGUGUGCCGGAGAGGCCUGAUGUUGCUCUUGUGAGGUUAAGAGAGAUUAAAUACAAGAUCGAUAAGAAGAUUUUUGCAAAAGAUCGCUACAAGAAUACAUUAUCCGUAAAAGAUGUUGUAAAGAUUCUCGAGGGUCCGUGUAGGGGGAAACAAGGUCCUGUUGAACAUAUUUUCAAAGGAAUCCUAUUUAUUUAUGAUCGUCAUCACCUUGAGCAUGCUGGGUUUAUUUGUGUUAAAUCUGAGUGUUGUAUGAUGGUGGGUGGAUCUCGCGCAAACGGUGAUCGGAAUGGUAACACAACGCCAUCAAGAUUUGCCCAUCUCAGAACUCCACCUCGUCCUCAAUCUCCCAUGAGACCGCCAAGAGGCGGUCCUAUGAAUUUUGGAGGGAGGCACGGAGGUGGAAGAGGGGGAAGAGGUCAUGAUUCUUUAAUUGGAGCUGCUGUUAAAAUUCGUCUUGGCCAUUAUAAGGGAUGCAAGGGACGCGUGGUAGAUGUCAAAGGUACCACAGUCCGGGUUGAAUUAGAAUCACAAAUGAAGGUGGUAGCAGUUGAUCGCAGUUAUAUUUCGGAUAAUGCCAAUGUUACUACGCCAUCUAGGGAACCAUCCAGAUAUGGUAUGGGAAGUGAAACCCCUAUGCAUCCUUCUCGAACUCCAAUGCAUCCAUUUAUGACUCCCAUGAGAGAUUCUGGAGUAGCUCCUUCUCUUGAUGGUAUGAGGACGCCUAUGCGUGACCGUGCAUGGAACCCUUAUACGCCCAUGAGUCCUGCAAGGGAUAAUUGGGAAGAUGGAAAUCCUGGUUCUUGGGGAACUAGUCCACAAUAUCAGCCCGGAAGUCCUUCUAGGAGAGCAUAUGAAGCUCCUACACCUGGUUCUGGUUGGACAAGUACUCCAAGUAGCAGUUACAACGAUGCAGGCACGCCAAGGGAUAGUAGUUCUGCCUAUGCAAAUGCUCCAAGCCCAUACUUGCCCUCUACUCCUGGUGGGCAGCCACCAAUGACCCCAAGUUCGGCAUAUUUACCUGGUACACCUGGUGGGCAACCAAUGACACCCGGAAGUGGUGGUUUAGAUAUGAUGUCACCCGUAGGAGGUGCUGACAAUGAAGGCCCUUGGUUCCUGCCAGAUAUUUUGGUCAAUGUUCGUAGGUCUGGUGAAGACAGUUCUAAGGGAGUGAUAAGAGAAAUUCUUCCGGAUGGUUCGUGCAAGAUAGCUCUCGGAUCAAGUGGGAAUGGUGAAAUAAUCACUUCACUUGCUAGCGAAAUCGAGGUAGUGGCUCCAAGAAAGGCAGAUAAGAUUAAGAUUAUGGGUGGUCAGUAUCGUGGGUCCACUGGUAAGCUUAUUGGUAUUGAUGGCACCGAUGGAAUUGUGAAAGUCGAUGAUACACUUGAUGUCAAAAUCUUGGACAUGGUUAUAUUGGCAAAACUAGUUCAAACCUGAUGUUCGCUUAACUAAAGCCUACCCAGGAUUUGCUGAGACCGCAAAAGCUUUGGCAGAUAUAACAUAUAUGUUAUUUAUUUUGUACAUCUCGCAAGUUUUUGGAGUAUUUUUAAUUGACGGGCAAAUAUUUGAGAAAUGGCUUCCACUUUUGUUAUGAUUUGUGACCAUGGGAUACGUGGAAGGAGCCAGGAAUUGAAGGCAAAGAAAGCUAAGUUUACAAGGCUUUAAUUAGUUAUUUUCUUUUUUGUUUCAUUUACAAAACGGGGCUGUAUAUUUUAUAUGGUAUUAAACUAGAUGGGAACGAAUAGUCUGCGCAGUAAUUAGUUUGUUGUUUCGUCUAAGUUGAAGUUUUAACUGUAAAAAUCUGUGUAAUUGUACAUCUGAUUGGUGUGUGCUUCUCAUGAUAAUGAUGGAAUUGUUUCCAUCUCAGAUAACACGCCUUUUCGAUUCAUCA